AACAACACCACUCUCUCAUAACUUCUAAUAAUAGGAAGCUGCAAUCACUACUAAAUAAUAAGCUAACAACAUCAUAAUGGAAGAAUAUUCAGCUAAGUGGCUUUUACCUAUUUCAAUUUUUCUUCUCACACUUUUCUUCUUUUUGAAAUUCAAAAAGAAACAAAACAAACCCAAAAACCUCCCUCCUUCACCACCAUCUUUACCACUCAUAGGUCAUCUUCAUCUCAUCAAAGAACCCUUACAUCGAAGCCUCCACAAACUCUCACAAAUCUAUGGACACAUGGUCUUUCUCCGUGCCGGCACACGCAAUAUCCUCGUCGUCUCUUCGCCUUCCGCGAUACAAGAAUGUUUGUCGAAUAAUGACAUUACAUUUGCAAAUCGUCCCGUCACACUCGCUGGAAAAUAUCUUCAUUACAAUAGUACGACGUUGGGUUCUUCGUCAUAUGGUGAAUUCUGGCGUAGACUUCGUCGUUUAACAACAUCAGAGCUCUUCUCGACCAAUCGCCUAGCAAUGUUCGCGAAAGUUCGAGAAGAAGAAGUGAUGUUGUUAGUUAAGCAAAUAUUUGAAGAAUCCAAAGAACAAUUAUCAAUGUCAAAAGUUGACAUCAAAACAAAAACUUUAGAACUUUCUUUCAACAUCAUAUUGAGAGUGAUAACUGGGAAACGAUACUAUGGUAAAGAUGUUGUGGCCUUAGAAGGAAAAGAGUUUCAAACUUUAAUGAAGGAGUUUCUAGAACUUCUUGGAAGUGGAAAUUUGAAUGAUUUUUUUCCAAUACUAGAAUGGAUUGAUUUUCAAGGGAAGAAAAAGAAGAUGGUGAAAUUGAGUAAGAAGAUGGAUAGCUUCCUUCAGAAGCUAGUUGAUGAAAAACAAAGAAAUCGAAACCAUGACCAAACAACUACUAGUAUGACAUUAAUAGAUGUUAUGUUGGACUUGCAACAAAAGGAGCCAGAAUUCUACACAAACGAAGUAAUCAAAGGUGUUGUUCUGAUAAUACUUGUAGCUGGCUCUGAGACUGCGGCUACAACCAUGGAAUGGACACUCUCACUUCUCCUAAACCAUCCAGAAACAAUGAUUAAAGUUAGAGCUGAGAUAGACACUUGUGUGGGACAUGAUCAACUAAUGGCUGAAUCAGAAGGUUCAAAAUUAAAAUACUUAUCCAACGUUAUUAUGGAGGCACUUCGUUUAUACCCUGUGGCACCACUAAUGAUACCACACCAGUCUUCCAAUGAUUGCAAAGUUUGUGGUUUUGAUAUACCACGUGGGACAAUGCUCUUUGUGAAUCUUUGGACCCUACAUAGAGACCCUAAUUUAUGGAAAGAUCCAACAAAGUUUGUGCCGGAAAGAUUUGAAGAAGGGGACUUAGGUAAUUUUAAUGAUAUUUACAAUAUGCUUCCAUUUGGUAUUGGAAGAAGAUCUUGUCCUGGAGAUGUUUUAGCAAAACGUGUUAUGGGUCAUGCAAUUGGGUCUUUGAUUCAAUGUUUUGAGUGGGAGAGAAUUGGGGUUGAAGAAAUUGAUAUGACUGAAGGAUUUGGGAUUACAAUGCCCAAAGUUGAACCUUUGGUUGCAUUAUGCAAGCCACGCCAAGUUAUGAUAAAGGCUAUGUCCAAUAUAUAACUAACUUAUGGGUGCAUUUGCAAUUUGUGUGGUGUCAAUAGCUAAAUAAAAGACCCUGCCUCUCUUAGCAAUGUGUCCUAGCCACCUCCUCUCUUCCUUCACUUAUAUAUCCCUUCUUCUUUACCCAAAUAAGAAAGAUGGUUUCGAAUAAUUCAUGGAAUCACCCUAUAUAUCUUGUUUUUAUCAUUUUAUGAUAUUAAAUUGAAUGUUGUGAGUUUAUUAGCGAAUUUAUCUGUUUUACAUUUAGUGUCGUUAAUUUUGUAUUUUUUUUA
Cicer arietinum (chickpea) is the source of this 1887-nucleotide messenger RNA. Its product is annotated as cytochrome P450 81Q32-like. The record is from RefSeq and is a predicted model, not a curated record. Gene Ontology annotation, molecular function: oxidoreductase activity, acting on paired donors, with incorporation or reduction of molecular oxygen; heme binding; iron ion binding. Lineage: Eukaryota; Viridiplantae; Streptophyta; Magnoliopsida; Fabales; Fabaceae.